Anastrepha obliqua is the source of this 1554-nucleotide messenger RNA. RefSeq names its product piggyBac transposable element-derived protein 3-like. Gene Ontology annotation, molecular function: sequence-specific DNA binding. The record is from RefSeq and is a predicted model, not a curated record. The coding region runs from base 1 to 1554 and encodes 517 amino acids. Lineage: Eukaryota; Metazoa; Arthropoda; Insecta; Diptera; Tephritidae. The transcript is spliced from 3 exons.
AUGUCGCAUCGGAAAAGCUUGAAAUUGCAUGAGAUAGAAGAUGAAUUGGAACAAUGGGAUGAUGCUCAGGAUGUUUACAUUGAGCCACCGGAGGUUGCAGAAUACACCGACGAGGAUUCAGCGGAUGAGGAUUCUGGUGGAUUCAUUGACAACUUGACUGGAAGACAACUCUUGGCUACUGCUGAAAUCGUCACGCGGAGAACGUCUUUUGAGGAAACCGAAGAUGAGGUUACAGCUCAUGGUCCAGCUAAAAAGCGUAAAGUCAGCUAUAAAUGGAAGAAAGCUGACUUGCCAGAUUUACCCUCCACCGAAUUCGAAACGACAAUUUCUCAGGACUACGAAGGCAAGACUUGUACGGAUAUGUUUGAAUUAUUUUUUGAUGAGGGCGUUUGUCAGUUUCUAAUUGACCAGACCACUAAGUACGCAUUAUUUUUGAACUGCCCAGAUCCCCGUAUAAACAUAGCGGAACUUAAAUGUUUUUUUGCCAUUUUGAUUGUCUCGGGUUAUAACAAGUUACCAAGUAAAAAAUCGUACUGGGAAACUGGCGAUGAUAUGCGAAAUUCUUUGGUAUCUAAUGCUAUGCGGCGAGAUAAGUUUAUACAAAUCAUGCGAUUUGUUCAUGCGAGUGAUAAUACUCAAUUGAACAAGAACGAUAGAAUGAGUAAAUUACGACCGUUGAUGAACGUUUUAAAAAAUAAGUUUCUUGAGCACAUUCCAAUCGAACAAGAUCUAAACUACGACGAAAGCAUGAUUGAAUAUUACGGAAGACAUGGAUGUAAGCAAUGUAUUCGGAAUAAGCCUAUUCGUUUCGGAUAUAAAGCUUGGUGCCUAAAUUCUGUCAGUGGAUAUUUAGCUAAUUUUGAGGUGUAUCAAGGUUCGAUUCCAGGCUCUAAUUUGGAACAUGAGCAGAAAUUCGGUAAAGCGACAGCUCCAAUGCUAACUAUGAUAAACGAGUUACCUCUAGCUAUGCGGACACAAAAGCUGCGGUUUUAUUUUGAUAAUCUUUUCACAGGUAUUCCACUAUUGAUGCACUUGAAAAAGAUGGGUUAUGGUGGUACUGGUACUCUUCGCCAAAACCGAUUACCUAAAGAAUGUCCGAUUGCUAAAGUUGAAACCAUGAAGAAGAGAGAAAGAGGUUCGUAUGAAUAUGCUAGUCAAGGCGACGUCGUUGUAGCCCGCUGGAUGGAUAACUCUGUUGUGACAGUCGCCUCCACCGAUCAUAAAGUACACCCGCUUGGUACAGCAUCUCGAUACUCGAAGGCUUUUCACGCCCAGGUACAUCAAGGAGCUGCACCUGGAAAAAAUAUCAAAAGUGUACAACCCAAGAACCCCAAUACGCAACCCUAUUUCCUCUUCUUUGGCAACCAUACGCUCGCGCAUCGCAUGCCACAAGACGUUUAUGCCACAAAUCCACAGCAGCAGUUUGAUGUUAUUUCGCACUUUGCCCAGCACAAUAAAAAUAAUAGCAGCAAAGAUGAGCGUACAACAAUAGCAAACAGCAGCCACUGCGCCGUCGGUGGCAAUAAAUGCCUGUCGCACUGUACAAUCGCUUAA